Vairimorpha ceranae is the source of this 124-nucleotide messenger RNA. RefSeq lists its product as hypothetical. The transcript has a single exon. The record is from RefSeq and is a predicted model, not a curated record. The annotation marks the transcript as partial. Lineage: Eukaryota; Fungi; Microsporidia; Nosematidae.
GAAUUUGUUUUCUCAUAAAAAGAAAAAUAUUUUUAAUUUAUUAAAAAAGAAAAAAUUAAUAUAUUUAGAUAUAAUAAAAUCUAUAUUACUGAUAGACGUCAAUCCAAACUUAAUUGUCUUAUAA